Molecule: messenger RNA, 7321 nt
Organism: Ruditapes philippinarum (Manila clam)
Lineage: Eukaryota; Metazoa; Mollusca; Bivalvia; Venerida; Veneridae
Product: ralBP1-associated Eps domain-containing protein 1-like
Exons: 18
Coding region: 158-2503 (781 amino acids)
Biological process (GO): endocytosis; endosomal transport
Cellular component (GO): cytoplasm; plasma membrane
Molecular function (GO): calcium ion binding; protein binding
Source: RefSeq, a predicted model, not a curated record
AAGUUGUUUAUGUAUCCAAAAUGGUGGGCAGUGACUCAAUUUCCGUGCUGGAUGUACAUAAAAACUAGUUUUAACUGCUAACUUAAUUAUUGAUUUGCUGAAACCUGUGUAUUUUAUUGUAGUAUUGAUAUUUUUCAAUACUUAAAGAGCAUUUGCAAUGCUCACUGAAAGAGAGCAAAGUUAUUACGGGGAGCUUUUCCAAACCUGUGAUGUCGACGGGACUGGGAAAUUUUCAGGAGGACAAGUUGCCGAGUUGUUUCGAGCUUCAGGAUUGACGCAGGAAGUUCUCAGUCAGAUAACUGAAUUGUGUGGUGCAAAAAGACUGGGUCAUUUUGGCAGGAGUCAGUUUUAUAUUGCACUGAAGCUUAUAGCAGCCGUGCAGUGUGGUCUUCCAGUGGCAACUGAAAGCAUCAGCUCAGGAGUCGAUAUUCCACUUCCAAAGUUCCACAAAAUUACACCAAAUGAGCAAGGCAUACCACAUCAACAGUCCCUGAAUAUAGCUGAUCCCUCAGCAACUGGAGAGAGGGUAUCAACACAAGGUCAGUUACCUCCCCCUCCUACAUCAGCAAAGAAAUCCCACGGCCGUAAUUUGUCUGGUCAGUUCCGGGGCUUGCACCCAGAGCAGGUUCCACUACAGAUGCCACAACCAGCUCCUGCACAGGUUCCUGUCAAAGAUGGACUUACAGAAACAAAGUCACCAACAAUUGUUCAAGGUCCACCUUUAUCAGCUCCUCCUCAGAUUGCACAAGGUCCGCCUCCAUUAGCAUCUGCUCCACCCCAAAUACCAACAGUUCCACAGUCUCCUCCCACUUCUCCACAAACUGCUCCCAUUGGUCAAAACAUCCCCACCUCCUCGGCACCAAUAGUCAAUAAUUUCCAAGUUCAACAACACGCUAGUAAUACACAAACAGUGAAUCAGUCUACAAAUGUUGCCAGUUCAAAGAAAACAGUUUCUCAAAAAGGGACCGAGGAGUGGGCACGGUUUGAGAGUGAUGAUGAAAAACAUGGUUUGCUAGGUCAAGGAAAGAAGGAAGGUUGGGACAACAUGAAACUACCUGACUUUGAGACAUCAUCAUAUAGCUCGGACACAGAGAGUGUUGAGGAUGUGUGGAGUAUAAACGAUGAACAGAGAGAGUAUUACAUUAAACAAUUCCAGAAUAUUGAACCAGAUGUCAAUGGCCAUAUUUCCGGUGCUGUAGCAAAAGAUUUUUUUGAAAAAUCCAAGUUACCAAACCAAGAAUUAUCCAAAAUAUGGAAUUUAUCAGAUCUGAACAAAGAUGGUGCACUCUCGCUAGAGGAGUUUUGUAUAGCAAUGCAUCUUGUGGUGCUGAGACGAAAUGAAAUAGAAAUCCCAGACAGGCUACCCUUUUCUCUUAUGCCAUAUAAUGCUUUCACUAAUGAAGACGCAGAGCCAUUUGCUGCUGACCUGCCCGAGGGCAGCACGUUAAAGCGACAGAGUCCCAUAUCCCCGCCCGAGGCUCACCAGUGGGAUCAAAUGAUGAUUCAAGGAUCACCGCAGAUCUCGAGUAGCGAGGUAUCGUCACCUAGUCAAACACCAGCUAACUUUGACUUCCAGAAACCAGAGUCUUCAGAUGCUGAAGCAAAUAUUGUGAGACCUAAGGCUCAGAGAUUAUCACCGGACAUGUUGGAAGAUAUGCCGGAAGUUGUGAGACCAGAAAGGGGUAGGGCAUUUUCAGAGCCUUUAACCGGUGAAGGAAUUGUUCCCGAUGGCGAACAUGUUCCCGUUACAAAACAACGAUCAAACACCACCCAUAUAGCCGAUCACAACCAUGUCGAUCCAUCCGCAGCUUCUCUCCACGGCCGUCCACGACCUUUAGUUAAAAGAAAUACAGUUCCAGGUGCUAUGCCGGGUCACAUCCUGCCACCGGCACCCAUUUCUAGUCAACUUGUGUUAGAUCCUGCCCAAGGUGGUGAACCUGGCCAGGAACCUCCUGCCCCACCACCGAGACCUGGUGGACCACACAACCGUAGUAUGUCUGUAGAUUAUAAAGCACCACCAGCUGUUCCUCCAAGAAUAACACCAAAAGAACCUCCUGGAAAUAAAAAGCUAUCACAGUUAAAGCAUUUUGAGCCUAUACAGUCCCAAGAAGUGUUAAACAUCAUUCCCGGUUCUGACGCAACCACUACAAUAAAUUCAAUAGAUACAGAUAAACAUAGACGUUCACAGUCACUUGAUUAUAGACAGGUGGGUGUAGGUCAAGAAAGAUCUGAGGCUGAACCUAAGACUGCUGUAGCCUGGGAUCUUCUUGGUGAAGAUUUUGUUGAUGGAUCUGCUGAAAGGCAGGCUGAAUUUGCCCUUGCUGCACAAAGGCAAGCUAGCCGAGAUAAAAAAGAAUUACAGAUGGCAAUACGUACCCAUAAGGAACGAAAUUCAACGUUGUCGAGAUUAAAUUCGGAACUCAACCAAGAAUUACAAGAAGUGAUGGAGCAAAGAAUAGCGUUAGAAAUUCAGUUGGAACAUUUAAGACCAUUUUCCAGCUAACAUAUAGUGUGUCGCAGUAUUUUGUGUGAAGACUAAGCAGAGAUGCAUGGUUUUUCUUCUCGUAUAGUUUUAUUCCAAAAUAAUAAUUACUCGUAUAUUUUCUUCCGAAUUUUUAGACUAUUAUUGAUAUAGUUUGUAUUUUUUUUAAAUUUUUUUUUUGGUAGUAGAUGUUACAAAAAGUCAAAAUUUACACUGUUAUACAUGUACUACAUGUAUGUUGAUAACAAUAAUAGUUUUAAUUUUUGUUCAGUGCUUAAGAUGUCUAGUGAAAUUAUGUAAAAGCUUAGAAAACAAAGCAUUUUUGUGACACUGAUCAAGAGUUCUAAAUCAUAGGCAUCUAACUGCUUGCAUCUCUCUAUUUAUAGUUACUAUACAAUGGGUCGAUUGCAAUAUAUCUUAUCAUUUAUUUACAGUUUACUCAGAAAGACUGUGUGUUGAUAAAUGUUCAAAGUUAUGUUGAUAAUGAAGUCAUUUAUUGAGUGUAAUUUGGUGUUUUAAAAUAACUGUUAAAAUGUACAAGGUUGCAUUUUCAUUAUUUGUUCAUGUUUGUGUAUGUAUUGGUUUGCAAAGUAGGGCAAGAGACUCCAUGUUAUCAUCAAAUAUUUGUGCAAUCUGAAAUAUCAUAUUAUUUUACAUUUCAUUACUGUAGAAAUUCAAAAUAUCUGAGUAAAGUUUUUCGAGAAAAAAAAUCAUAGCCACCCGUCCUGCAGCUCCAAAAUCCUUUUAGCACACUUUAUUUUUCUACUCAUCCUGUUGCAAAUCCUCUAAAAUUAUUUUUGAAAAUACGAGCUGACGCAUGGAAUUUACAUUCCCUGGUUUGAAUCAUAUUUUUACAUGUUCCUGGAAGUUUAUGUAGUUGGUAGUUUGCCUUAAUAUUCUGCUUUUAUUUCUUCAUUUCUUCCAUCUUCAUGGAAGCAACAUCUUGAGUAUUCCACAGCAUUACCAUUAUUCUUGAGUGGAGGGGUGUUUUGAAAAUUUAUUUCAUUCCAUGGUAAUGGGAAAAUCCAACAUUGUUUUAGAAUGGCCUAAUGAACUUGCAUCGAGUAGAAUUUAAAUGUCUGAUUGUUUAUUUUAAGUGCGAGCUGCUUACUGUAUUAUAUACUUGUGUUAAAUGAGUCAGUGUUCGAUGGUUAUAUUCCGGUGGCAUGAUAGAAAGUCUCCUGUGCUGAAAUUUGAUUAAACCUAAAUCUGAAAAUGAUUUUGAGUCCAUUUAAGGUAUUUACUGGUUAGUUAACCAGCAAAGCCAGUAGUUAUCCAGGAAAGCCAGUUAGGUGGACCGACUGCAGGGAUAUUGUUACCUUAGUGCAGUAACUGGUUAAAAAAUCCUUAUAUAACUAAAUAGAAGUUAACCAGUAACUACACCAAAGUGACAAUAUGACCAUAAAUGUGUCAAAAUGUCUCUAAAAUGAACCAGACAAACAAAUCAAACAUUUAUAAAUAAUGGAUUUGCAACCUUCUUUAGUGAUAAUGUUUGUGGCUUAUAGUGGAAUACAUUUAUCAUGUUUUGUCAACCAUUGUGUAAAAUCUUCGGACAUUGUGUAAACCUAUCAAAUAACAGGAUAUUGUAAAUGGAACUAAAAUAUAUAUAAAGAAGCGUUUGAUAUUCAAAGUGCUGAUUUUAUAAGAAAUUUUGGCAUAAAUUGGUAUUGUUGCGUACAUGUAUUUUAAUUACACCCUAAUAUAGGAGUUUGACCAAUGUUGUGAUAGUCCUCUUUCUUUUUUUUAAGAGAGAUAUAGAGGUCUUUGUGUAAACAUUUUAUGUAUUUUAGACAAAAACAAUGCUUUAUAGCAACCUUGUCAAAAAACUUUUCCCCCCACCCUUAAAAGUUCGUUAUGCUAUAUCUGUGUUCAGUUGAACCAUAGGUUAUUGGAUAAGUUUUGUACAGAAGUCUGUAAACCCUCCAUUUAUUUCCCAUAUCAAAAAUAAUGUAAUGGUUAUAUCCCUUGCUUUUCUGCUUGUAAAUGGUGUAAACUGAGGAAAUGCCAUCUAGGUGUUUGAUAUUUUUUUGUUAUUAUGUACCUAGGACAAAUAAUAUCAGAUUUUGUCAUUUUGUGUUCUGAUACCUAAGAAGAUUGCAUUGGUAUACCAUUCUAUUUUUAACCCUUAGUCUUCUGGCUGGCAACUGAUUUUAAUCUUGUGACCAGUGCAGCUGAAUGUCAGUGAUUCUACUCAGGUGCCUGUUUGUGCCUGAAAUAAUGCAUGGAAGGGCACCUGAGGUUUUUCUCCACCAGUAAAUCUGGAACAUCGCCAAAUGAUCUAUACUGUGUUAAUGUGACGUAAACGUAAAAUCCAAUCAAACAAAUAAACAAAAUUAUCAUAUUUACACUGUUCGCCAUUCAGACAGUAGUCAUUUUGAACAUUCUUCCCUAAAAGUGGUAAAUGGUUUAGACCGGAUUGAGAGAUGGACAAGUCCAUUUAAAAUAUUAAGUGUGGCAGGUGUUAAUUUUUGAUAUUAAUUAUAUUACUUUAGGCAAUCUUUGUGUGAUUAUACUAUCAAACCCCUGUUAGAUGUACCUUAGGUGCAUCCGUCAUAGACAUAUUUUACACAGUAAUGGAAUGAACAAUGUAUAACCAGUUUUUCAUUUUUUUGCACACCUGAAAUUUUCAGUCUUAAGUUAUGUAUGUUAGAGAACUAAGGAGGUUUUUGAAUUUACAAUAUAGCUAAACAUACAAUGUUUGCAGAAGAAAUUAGAUAUAUCUGACUAAAAUUCAGAGCUUAUGUUUAAAGAAUUACAUUAUUAAAGCGCUGAUUUUAAUCAGAUUAAAAUUAUUUAUGAAAUUAUUUUUCAAUACAGAUUUUGCUCGAAGGCUGGUUAGUACUACAGAAAAACAGUUUCUUCCCUUGAAUCAUAAAUGUGUUGUGUGUUGUUUUUUUUCUUGAAAACAAAACUGUAUUGUUUAAAAAUAUCUGUGACUCUCGCAAUAGUAAAUCUUUUAUGUUUUAAGAGCAAGGGAGAUUUUACUAAUGCACACAAGUCCUUUUGUUUUAAGAAAGGCGAAGUAAGGCUGAAAAAACAUUCCCAAAUAAACAUGUUUAAAUGGGUGUUAUACUGAACUCAGUAAAUGUGUGUUUUUUUCAAGUUAAUCCCCUGGUACAAAAAAAUACUUACUGUUACAGCAUCUUGAUGGACUACUGUUUCCAAUAGUCAAUCUGUUGCGCUUAUUUUUCAAAGUUAUGACAUUGAAAGUUUGUUUGUCAUCCUUUAUUAACAUAGUCUUAAUUCUGGAUUAAGUCUAUUGGAUGAAGUUAUGUAACUGUCAAAGAUAAAAUAGAAUUGAUUCUUGUUUUUCUUCAUUUUACUAUUCUAUUUAUGAUUCUUAAUUGAUUUUUAAAACCUGGAUCUUUUUGAAUGUUGUUAUGUGUGCUAAUGAUUUGUCUAUGUCUGGCUAAACUUUCUAAAAGUAAUUUAAUGCUACCUUAUUUAAGCAUUUUUAUAAUCAACAUCCCUCAUUGUAGCAAUGGAUAGGCCCAUUGUCAAAGGAGGAUUAAUCCAUUAUACAUUAGAAAGGGUAACGAGAACUUUGCAUCUAAGAAUCUAUUUCUUGUAAACUUAACUUGUGGUUGAAUCUCAAUACUAUAUUAAUCAGAAAAUUUUUAUUUGAUUUUUCUCUGGUGAUAUAUUGUGUAAGCUAAAUUGCAUGGACUUUGCUUAUUACUUUUACUCUUUUAGGCCUUGCUAUGAAAAUGGUAGUUCUAAAUAUUGUGAAAAUUGUAGAAAUAUUAUGAAAAUUAUAAAAAAAUAUUACAAGAACAGUACAUACAUUUACUUAACAGAUGACAUAGUUUUAGGUGGAUGAAUACCAUUUUCUGUAUUAUGUAAUAUAUGUAUUGUGGUAUCUUGUUCAUGUUCUAGGUCAAACAGAGUUGCAAUAAAUCCAUACCAAUGUUCCUUUUUUUAAGUAUACAUUGUGUAUCUUAAACUUUUCUCGUGAGGUGCUGAAUGGAUAAAGAAAGAAAAGAAAAUCAGCAAGAAACAAAAGAAAUAAAUGUUGGGGAAAAAUACCCAACAAAUUUAUUUUAGAAUUAUAAGGAAUUAAAAGUCUUGCUUUUGCAUGAAAGAAAUUGGUUUCUUAGUUACCGGUGUAAGAUCUAGUCUAAAAAAUAGAAAGUAAUAUGAUAAAAACCUUGGUAAGCAAAUACAUAGCUAUACUGUUUUCUUUAAAAAUAUAAUAUUGAAAUUCUUUAAAUUAUCAUUAAACUGUUCCAUAUUCAGAACAGGUCAAGUUCAUGAAGGGCAUUAAGUUGGGGUCAAAGGUUAAUGAUUUAAGUGUGUGACCUUGAUGGGGGUAAAGGUCAUACGUAAACUCUUAGCCUGGUGGCAAUUGAAAUAAUCCAGGCAGCCAGUGCAGACCAUGAUCAUAGUCAUCUGAUAAUUGGUCUACGCUUUUCACUCUUUAGUCAGUACUUAUGUUGAAAAUUUCCCUAAACAUUAUAAAUGGUUUUAGGAAAGAUGGACAAGUCCAUUCAAUAUAUUUAGGAUGGUAACGGUUAAACUUACUAUAUAUCAGUACAUAUAUACAGUAUACAUGUGUAUGUGUAAGUUAAUGUAUGAAAUGUACAUGUAUAUUGGGGUAUAUAAUAAAACAUUGACUAGUAUAUAAUUGUUAAUAAAGUAUUCAAAGGAACAGAUAUGUAAUAAAAAAACAUUGGUGCAUUUAAUAAGAGAGGAAAAUGUUUUAUUACGUGUUAUUAUAUAAACUAUAAUAAUAAUUAUAAUGUAAGAAGUUGUAUUACCAUUGAAUUGUUUUAUAUGCAUAUCUGUUAUAUUAUUGUUUAAAAUUAUGACUGUAUUAAAGCGUAUGAAUACUGAAGCAAA